Messenger RNA from Eleginops maclovinus (Patagonian blennie), 3585 nucleotides. Its product is annotated as zinc finger MYM-type protein 1-like. The transcript has 3 exons. Lineage: Eukaryota; Metazoa; Chordata; Actinopteri; Perciformes; Eleginopidae. Bases 929 to 3466 code for a protein of 845 amino acids. Gene Ontology annotation, molecular function: protein dimerization activity. The record is from RefSeq and is a predicted model, not a curated record.
GUUAUUCCUGUAGUAGCUAGCUAUUUAAUAGGAGAUUAACAUGGGAGUUUACAAUAAUUUUGCUAGAAUACCAUUGGGUUGAUUUACUUACUUUAUUUACAUUUUAACGGUUAACAUCCCGGCGCAGAUCAGCCACAUGAAGAAAACAGCCACUUUAGUGUCAAUUAAUCCUUUUCUAAACCUAUUCUGCUGUUUGUUGUUGUUGGUCUCCAUGAUAGCUGUAAAUACCACUGGACCACCGUUAAAAACUGUACCGAUAGCUUUGAGCUUUUUCUAUGGGACACAGACAGUACACAGACACACACAGACACACCACGGGUGCGGGGAUGGCGCUGUUGCCACUCACAGAAUUGAUUUCAGGAAAACAGCUCGUCUUAGUGACUGUAUUUCUGUUUUCAAACCAGUGAAAACGGGAUUAUUGUAAGAUUUUAUUAUUAUUAUUUUUUUUACUUUUUUUUGGUGAAGCAGUGCUUCACCUGUAGUCGUAUAGAAACCGCCACUAAACCGCCUAGUAGGAACUGUGUGUAAUGCUUUUAAUAUCUAUUUCACCACAAUUAUCAGACUGUAAAAUGAUAGGAUUUCAAAAGCAUUUGAAAAAUAACCAAGCUAAUCAUACAGUACUUAUUCUUUCUCCAAGGGGCAUUGCUGAAAUUUCUUCAUCCCGCUCUACCAAGUGUUGUCUCUGGUGCUACUGAAGGUAACGUUCUUUUCUACCUAUUAUUAGUGCCUUCUAUCAACACACUUGAUGUUAUCAAAAUGACUUUACAUUUUUCUAAUUCAAGUCAUAGUUGUGUGUAUUCAUUCCACUUGCCCACAGAGUCUUCUGGACAUUUCAAAUAUGUGGGACAUUCACUAAUGUUAAUGAAUAACUGAGUUGUUGAGAUCAAUGCAUGCAAAAUGUGCAAUAUAAAUAAAAAGAAUAUUAUUUAUGUAUUUAUUUAUUUUUGCACCAGGGCCAUCAACAUCGUCUUCGUCACAUGUUUAUGAGGAGGAGCAAGUGGAAGACAACAUUGCGGCGUCCACUCCACUUCCCAGCAGUGGUUCAACAGAAGCAGUGCCAUCAACUCCAUCACGACUUGAGGAGGAGCAAGUGGAAGCAUCCACACCACUUCCCAGCAGUGGUUCAACAGAAGUGCCAUCAACUCCAUCUCCACUUCAUGAGGAGGACAAAGAGGAAGAUGACAUUGACAUGGCAGAGACCACCCCACCAUCCAGAACUGGGGUACCUGUAGGUAUUGCAAGCACCACAUUAAGUGAUGACCCAGGAUGUUGGCCCAGUGUCCUAACAAGCAGUAUGCGCUGUGAAAUAGUCAAAAAAGGACCUGUGCAAAUCAUGGACAUUGAAUUCCCGCAAAACUUAGACAAUCCUCCUCGAAGAUUCACCAAGGACAGUUACAAAAGAACCAUGAAAAAUGGUGAGAAUAUACAUCGAUCGUGGCUGGUGUAUUCCAUCCACACAGAUGGAGUGUUCUGUUUCCCUUGUACUGUUUUCGGGAAGCGUGAGCGUGACAAUGCCUUAACGACCUGUGGCUACGGUGGAUGGAAGAACCUUUCCUAUCGCCUAAAAAAACACGAGUGCACAAAGGUGCACUGUGACAAUGUGAAAAAGUGGCACGACCUUCAGAGGAGACUGCAAACCAGUACACUGAUUGAUCAAAGACAGAUGGAGUUGAUGCAACUUGAAGUUGAACACUGGAAAGGCGUGAUUCGGAGAGUGAUUGCCAUAGUUUCCCAUCUGGCAGAACGCAACCAGGCUUUGAGAGGAACUACCAGUACCGUGUAUGAUCGCCACAAUGGGAAUUUUCUGGCUCAAGUGGAACUCCUAGCACAGUUUGAUCCGGUAAUGAAUGAACACAUCAGACGAAUACAAUGCAAAGAGACAAAGGUGCAUUACCUGAGUGGAGUCAUUCAGAACGAAAUCAUUCAGCUGGUCGGAGACAAAAUCCUACAGGAGAUUGCAAGAAGAGUGCACAAAGCAAAAUACUUCUCCGUGAUCAUGGAUUGCACUCCUGACAUCAGCCACAAGGAACAACUUUCUGUUGUUCUCAGGAUUGUCAACUGUGAAACACCUGUUUCUAUUGCUGAGCAUUUUUUGGGAUUUGUACAUGUUGAAGACACAACUGGUAAAGGGCUCAGUGAAAUCCUGCUUGACCAGUUGGAGAAGCACAACCUCAGCAUUUCAGAUUGCCGUGGGCAGUCAUACGACAAUGGCAGCAAUAUGAUGGGCCACAAACAGGGUGUGCAGGCAAGAAUUUUAGAGCUGAACAACAAGGCGCUAUGCAUCCCAUGCAGCAGUCACACACUAAAUCUGGUUGUGUCAGAUGCUGCCAAGUCUUCAGUGUUGUCCAUGUCUUUUUUUGGUAUGCUGCAACGACUGUACAACCUUUUCAGUUCCUCUGUGCACCGCUGGGCAAUUUUGAAGCAGCAUGUGAAGCAGCUCACCCUUAAGCCACUUUCAGGGACGAGAUGGGAGGCCCGAAUUGACAGUGUGAAGGUAGUGCGGUACCAUCUACCUGAAAUACUAGACGGACUGUCAGCACUGGAGACAUAUGCUACAGAGAAGGGGGACUCAGAGACCAUGUCCUCAGCAAAAAGCUUACAUGGUGAGCUUAAAACAUGGUCCUUUCUUCUGUGCACAAUAACCUGGUACAACGUUUUGUAUCAGGUUAACCAUAUGAGCAAGCUCCUCCAGAGCCCGGAUGUUUCAAUGCAAACACUGAAAAAAGAAACCGAGGGAGUGACAGAGUACCUAGAAGAUUUCAGGGAAAAUGGACUCGCAUCAAGCCAAACGGAUGCAAUGGAGAUUGCAGAAGAUCUGGAAAUUGAGAGGAAAUUGCCUGAGAAAAGGCAACGUAAAAAGAAAAGGCAGUUCCUUUACGAGAGUACAGAUGAAACCCAAUCGACCCCAGAAGAGGCCUUCAGAAGGGACUUCUUCCUGCCUUUGGUUGACACUGCCAUCACCAGCCUAAAAGACAGAUUUUCCAGACUGGAGGGGGUGUAUGCCCUGUACGACUUCCUGUUCAGCAUUGAUAUCAUGAGGGCCACAAUCAAGACUGGGAAAUUGCAUGAGAGAUGCAGGAAAGUGGAACAAACCCUCCAUGAUAUUGAUGCAGACGACUUGGCAUUGGAGAUCAACUCUGCUGUCCACACCUUUCCAGAUGAAGUAUCCAGGUGCCCAUUUAAAAUGCUGGACUACAUAUACAGUGAGAAGCUGUUGGACCUGUACAGCAAUUUAAGCAUUGCACUGCGCCUACUUCUGACCCUUCCUGUCUCGGUUGCCUCCGGAGAGAGGAGCUUUUCAUCUCUGAAGCGCAUAAAGAAUUACAUGAGGUCAACUAUGAGCCAAGAGAGGCUCUCUGGACUGGCACUCAUGUCAAUUGAGAGUGACGUCCGCAGGUCUUUGGACUUGGAGGGGAUUGUGUCUGCAUUUGCUGAGGCCAAGGGCCGCAAGCAGCAGUUUCAGUAGGAAAUAAAAAAAAUAAUAAAGGCUACUUUUCAGUGUAUGUUUGACCUCUUUUGUGAUUAAAACGCACAGAAUUGCGGAAAUUUUUUUUUUAAAGGCCCCCAACAACUUCUUUGCCUAGG